Plasmodium vivax (malaria parasite P. vivax) is the source of this 1291-nucleotide messenger RNA. RefSeq names its product SNARE domain containing protein. Lineage: Eukaryota; Apicomplexa; Aconoidasida; Haemosporida; Plasmodiidae. The coding region runs from base 710 to 1066 and encodes 118 amino acids. The record is from RefSeq and is a predicted model, not a curated record. The transcript is spliced from 4 exons.
GCCAAACUGUUCGUCGUUUUUAUCGCCAUUUUUAUCGCCAUUUUUAUCGCCAUUUUUAUCGCCAUUUUUAUCGUCAUUUCUAUCGUCAUUUCUAUUGUCAUUUCUAUUGUCAUUUUUGCCAAUUCGUUCGCCGUUUUUAACGCCAUCUGAUUGCCAUUUUAUGGCCAAUUUGUUCGCCAUUUUACCGCCAUUUUACGGCCAUUUUAUCACCAUUUUACCGCCAACCUGUUAGCCUUUUUUCCCCAGUUUUUACAUUCCUCCGCACUUUCCCUUUCACGUUAUUAUGUACACAUUGGGUAUACCCCUCUCGCAUAAACGUAAACGCGUACACGGAGAACUUCCUGCAGAUUCGAACUUCCGCGGACGCAUGUCGCAGAUGAGAACAUCUCGCCAGUCACCCCAAAUAGAAGAUUUUUCAAAUUGGGCAGCCAGGCCAAAAAAUAAAAUUAACGGGAGGAGCAACGGAACGGAGAAGGAAGCAAAAACAGGAAGACGAAAGGGACAGCGUUACUACCUAAGCGCAUUCACAUUUUGAGAAACCCCUGUUAGACUACUCCCCAGGCGGAAAAAACAUCAUUUGUAAAUUUUUUUUUUUUCGCUCUACCGGAUUUCCAUUUUUUUCCCUUAAAAAGGAAGCGCGUUAAUAUUUAUAAGCCUUCUUCACCUCAUCGAAACGGUAGAAUGACAAUUUUUAAAACGUUCAUUUAAUAUGGAUUUUAAUUCGAGGAAAAAAAAAAAAAAAAAUAAUAAUAAUAACAACGACAUAUAUAAUGAAAAUAUAAAUAUAUACCUGGAGGAAAAUGACAACUACAUACUUGAUUUGGAGAAGAAGGUUCAGACCCUCAAACUGCUGGGAUCCAACCUGAGAAAUGAAGUCCGCACAUCGAACUCCCUCCUGGAUAAUUUGUCGGACAGGAUGGAAAACGUGAACAGAAAGUUAACAGGCGUGUACAGGCGCGUGAAAAAUAUUAUAAAGACAAAGGGAAAUAAAUACAUGUUUUACCUCAUCCUGUUCUUCCUCUUUUUGCUGUUUUUUAUGAACUACUUAUAUCGAAAGAAUAGAUAAAUUGUGCGUUUGCGGAUGCGUCCAUCUGUAUAGUGCCACUCCCGCAUGGGCACCCACGCGAGCGUUACUUCCGAAGGAGAUCGCCCCUUUUAACCCCCCCCGUGAAUUAUUUGGCGCAGUUUGCGCAGCUAUGGCUGUAUAGUUUUUUUUACGUCCCUGCCCGCGCGCGUACACAUAUGCAUAUAUAUAUAUGUGUACACCCGCGCGUAAUUAUUUACACGCAUA